AUGUCAACAAAGCGUGGAAAGGGAGCCAUUCUUCAAUGGUGUCAAAAAGUUACCCAAGAUCGUGGUAUUGAAAUUAAGAACUUUACCACUUCCUUUGCUGAUGGUUUGGCAUUUGCUGCCAUCAUUGAUAGUCAACGUCCAGAGCUCUUGCAAAACAUGGGUCUCACCUUCAAGACCAUUCAAGAUGAUUUUGGUCGUAUCGAAAGACUUCAAUGGGCUUUCGAUCAAGCAGAACAAUUAGGUAUUCCACGUUUGUUAGAUCCAGAAGAUGUCAAUGAAGAAAAACCCGAUGAACGAUCCAUUGUCACUUAUUUGUCAGCUGUCUAUAAAUUCUUCAAAGAAGGACAAUCGAGUGGAGAAGGUGCACAACAAGGAGCAGCCUCCACUGAAGGAGGAGCUUCUGAAGAACAACCUGCCUCUCAAGAACAACCAGAAAGUACAGAGAAUCAAGCACCACAAGAAGAACAACCAGUACCAGCAGAAGCAUCCACUGUCACUGAAGAACCAUCGGUCACUCUUCCAACUGUGACAGAAAAUGAAUUGACUGAACAAGACAAACAAUUAUUGCAACAAAAUUUAGAAUCUGCUUCUUCCAACAAUGAAGUGGUUUUGGAAGUAACUGCAGCCAUCAAUUCCUCUGUCGGAGGAGAUGCUUCGAAUUUGUCAGAAUCUGCAGCUCCUGAACUUUCCACAACUGCAACUGCAGGAGGUGAAGAACAAUCACUCUCUGAAACAAAUACUGAAGAUAAUAAGGAAGUCGUAACUUCACUGACUUCUAGAAAUGAUGAAGAUGAAACUGCAAUUUCAACUUCACACAGAGACAGAUCCUAUGUUGCAGCUGAGAGUAGUCCAGUUUCAACUUCCAGUAGUCGUGCAAUGACUCCAUUCGAGUCACGUGUUGAAAAUAAUUCGAGAGAUGUUUUGAGCUCCAAGAAAGAUUGGAGUUUUGAUGACAGUGACAGUGACAAUGAAGAUUCUGAAAGUGCUGUUGUGAAAAAGUCCUCUGCUGCCUCGUAUGCCAAUGCUGAACGAUUGAAUGAAUUGAGAGACAAGAUUGAACAAUUAAAGGAAAAUGUAAAACAAGAACAAUUGGAUAAGGAACGUUUAAAGAGACGUGAAAUGGAGUUGGAAAAUGAACUUCAAAAGUUCAUGCAUGAUUUGAAACGUACUCAUUCAGAAAUUGAAGAAGUGAAAAUGGUUGCCAAACAAGAAAAGGAUUUGGAAUAUGAAGCUCGUCACAAGGUUGAAAUUGAAAAGUCCAAUUUGUACAAUGAAAAUCGCAAGUUACAAGAACAAAUUUCAGAUUUGGAAAGACAAUUGAGAGAUCAACAACAAGGAGAAAAGCAAUUGAAUAAGGAAAUUCAAAAAUUGCAAAGAACCAUUGAAAAGGUUCAAGCUGAGAAGAAUAGUGAAAUGGAAGAUAAACUUAGAUUGGAAGGUGACGUUUCUGAUUUGAAGAGACAAUUAGCAACUGUCACUUCUCAAUUCAAGACAGCUCAAACUGUUAGUACCAACAGUGAGCUUGAAUUGCAAUCACUCAAGAACUUCUUUGAAAAGGAAAAGAGAAAUAGAAAGUUACUCAAUCAAGAAAUUAAGGAACUCAAAGCUGAACGUGACUCAUUGCAUCAUGAAGUUGAAGAUGCUCGUGACCAAGUUCAUCGUCUCGAAUUACGUAUUAAGGAAGUUGAGUUGGAAAAGGAACAAGAAUCAAGAAAGUUAAAGGUUGAGCUUGAUGAACGAACUAAUAUUGACAAUCGUAUGAAGCAAAUUAGAAAGGAUAUUACUGAUAUGAAGUACAAGCUUGAACAAGAGAGACAAAACGUGCUCAAUGUUGAAAAUCAAAAGAGAAAGGUUGAAGAAGAUCUUGCUAGUGCCAAUGCCAAGAUUGAACAAUUGCAACAAGAAUUGAGCUCCAUGAAGAGAGAGGUUAAGAAGGCCGAUCGUGAAGUUCAAAAGGCUGAGAAGAAGGCUGAAGCUGAAGAACAACGUUCCAACGAAUUGAAGAUUCAACAAAAUCAAUUGCGUGACGAAAUUCGUCAAUGGAAAGAAAAACUCACAAAGGCUGAAUUUGAGACUGAUAAGGUCAAGAGAGAAAAGGAGAGUCUUGAAAGAACCAUUAGAGAGUUGGAGUUACAACUUUCAUUCAAGUCAAGCAGUUUUUAA
Naegleria lovaniensis is the source of this 2163-nucleotide messenger RNA. RefSeq lists its product as uncharacterized. Gene Ontology annotation, cellular component: Z disc; cell junction; plasma membrane. The record is from RefSeq and is a predicted model, not a curated record. The transcript is spliced from 2 exons. The coding region runs from base 1 to 2163 and encodes 720 amino acids. Gene Ontology annotation, biological process: muscle cell development; actin cytoskeleton organization. Lineage: Eukaryota; Heterolobosea; Eutetramitea; Acrasida; Naegleriidae. Gene Ontology annotation, molecular function: actin filament binding.